This is a messenger RNA of Penaeus monodon (black tiger shrimp), 7350 nucleotides long. RefSeq lists its product as uncharacterized. NCBI's taxonomy places the organism in Eukaryota, Metazoa, Arthropoda, Malacostraca, Decapoda, Penaeidae. The record is from RefSeq and is a predicted model, not a curated record.
GACACAGCAAAGACUCCUAAAAAUGUCCUUGGACCUUUCCCUUUGAAGCCAAUAAAACCCGCACCAGGGAGAGUCCCAAGCCGUACCAUCUCGGUGGUUGGUACCAGGCGUGCCAGAUCUGUCAGGCCGACGGGCAUUUCCCCCUCGAGAACAAGGCGGAACCCGAGGGAGAAGGGAAGAACAGUCUCCCUCCACAAGUUACAGGAACAUCGCCAUUUUAUCCUACAAGUAGAUGACUCGUAAGGGAGGAGGACACAAACACACAAUACCACUAACUGUGAAACUAGAAUCGAUAGGAGUGACAGUGCAGAUGGUGCUGAGAGGUUGUCUUUGGAUGAUGAGAGUUUAGUCCUGCAGCUAAGUGAAAAUGAAGUAGAUAGGGCUAAAGGGGAGGCAGAGAAUAGAACUAAUAGUGAGAAAGAAGCACUAAUUUUAGAAGAGGAACCAUUAAGGGAUGAGAAUGCUGAUAAAGAGUGGAAGGAAGAGAAAGGGGAAGGUACAAAUGAUAGUGAAAGAACACAGGUUGACGUUACUGAAACUGGUUUAGGAGAGGAGGAAGGGAGCAAACAUUGUAAACACAAAUUUGAAUCUGGAGAUGAGAUUGAGAAUGUACAAAGUGACAGGGACACUGAAACACCAAGUCGUUGCAAAGAAGGGUUAGUAUUAGGAGAUAGUGACUUACGUAAUAAGAGAAGAAGCAAAGGCAGUACAGGAUCAGACUUAGAAGACGAAAAAUCGAAGAAAAAGAAAAGGAAAUCAAGGAGGGAGCAAAAGUUGGAAUCCACUGAAGAAAAGGCGAAAAGAUUAAGCUUGAAGUUAAACAAGAUUUUUAAGAGGGAAAGAGAGAAACACAAGAGAGAAGCCUCAUCGCCUGACCUUCAAGUGCCACAGGGAAAAAGGCUGGGCUCAGCAGAAUCAAGAGGGAAGAAUUACACUUCAAGAUCUUCAAUAGAUGACCAAGGGAAAGCACCUACAGGAGAUAGCGAAGUGUUGAAGAAUGUGUUUUCAAGGCCAGUUUUGAAUACUUUUAGAAUUCCAAAAAAGAAGAAAGUGACUGAUGACAGUGUGGUUGAACAGAAAUCCGUUCUGGCAUCAAGAGAACACCAGAUUGCUUCAAAAAAGCCUUCAGGGUAUGCUCCUAGGACACUUGAUCAAAAAAGAGAGACCAACAGACAUAAGAAGGACAGAGACCUAAACGUGGGCAGUCAAAAUAGAAGUCAGAGGGGGAAUGAGGGAAGAAGAAGUAGUGAAUAUUCUCAAAAUGAUUGGGGAGGAGGUAGUUGCAGUCCUCCAGAUCAGGGUCAUGAUGUGGACAGUGCUUGUGAACAUAGCCCAGCACCCUAUUCACCAGGAGAGGGACAAAUCAGUGGGAAUCAGGUUGGGGAAGCAGAGAAAAAUGCUCAUGGUUUCACACUCCAACAAAUAACUAUACCUAACAACUCUGAGGUUCAAGGACCACCACCGCCACCACCACCUGUGAUUGAGUGUUGGGAGGCUUGCAGAAAAGGAAGCACUGACAGUCCAGCAAACUUAGAGUUGGGGAGUAAUGUUGUUGACCUUGAAAAGGAUAUUGAUGUGGUUGUAGACUCUAGUGACUCAGGAAGCACAACAAAAAAGUUAGCUAGUGAAGCUCCAAGAGAAGGUACUUUGACAGCUGAGCAAAGUAAUAUAGAUAGAAAACAAAUGACUAGUCUCAAAGGGGAAAUUGAACUUGGCAGCAGACCACAGCCUGGGAAAUUAGUUGCUGGUGAGUAUACUGCUGAAGGUAAAGGAGUGGAAAAUCAGUAUUCACACCUUGAUAAGAGACAGAAAACAAAAUUGUAUGAGAAGAAGAAAAAGUCGUAUUAUGAAGCCAAAAAGAAGUACUAUAAUGAAAAGGGAGAUGUUGAGAAUAAUGAGAAAAAGCAGAUGAGAUUUAAGGAGUAUGAGAAAAGAAGGGAGGAUUAUUAUAAUAUGAAAUGGUAUUUAUAUGAAGAAAAGAAGGAACACAUUGAAAGGAGAAAAGCCAGCAAAGAAAAGGAAGAAAGCAAGAUUGCCAAGGAACAGUCAAAAACUGUAUUGGAUGAGACAGACAGUGGUGUGAAAGAGGCAGAGAAUGUUAUAGAUAUGACAGAGAAUAAUUUGGAUGAGCCAGAAAAUGUUAGGAAAAAGAAAGAUGAUAUUACGAAUGAAACCGAGAAAGGAGAACCACAUGUGAACAAAGUAUAUGAGGUACAGUCUCUUGGAAAUUCUGAAGGUAAAGUAGAUGAGGUACAGUCUCUUGGAAAUUCUGAAGGUAAAGUAGAUGAAAGUGACACCGAUAAAACUCAAAAAGAUGGCGACUCGGAGAUGCCCCCACUUUUACCACCUCCUUUACCACACAAUUUAAUGGCAUUAGCUCCCCAAAAGUAGCAGCAGGGGCAUGAAUCUUUAGAGAGUAGGUUAGAGAACAUACCAAAAAUUGGGUCCACUAAUGUUUUGGCCGUGGAGAGAGAAGAAAAUUCAGACAUGGACUUAGACUCAGACAUGGAUCUUGCAACAUCAGAAUCAUCUGAUGAAGAUAAUGAUGAGUUGAAUUUGCUAGCAAGAUUUGGAGUUGAUGUAAGUAAUUUGCAUGGUGACUCCUCAACAGAACAUGAAGCUAGCAUUACACAAAACCAAGAAGUAAUAGUUUGUGAUAGUAGCUCUAGUCUGAGGAACAUUGUUCAUAAGUUAAUGGAUUGUGUCAGUAGUGAUACUGGAAAUUCAAACACUAAGAAUGUUUGUCCGAAUCCCAGUACGAUAAUUGAUUUGGCAAGCAGUCCAGAAGUUGUAAAAACGGUUGGUAGUGAAGGCACUGAAGGAGAGACUAGCCAGAAAGGAGGAGAAGAUAAUGAAUUACUGGGUCUGUCAUCUCUGCUGAAAAAAGUAGCUAAGAGAAUCCAUCCCACUCCACCACCAAAAAGUGCUUCUAAUGAACGUAUUAAGGAAACUUUGCCUUCCGUUCCUGACAAACCAAAAGAUGGUACUUCUGAUCAGCAUAUAAAGGAAAUAUUUUCUGCUGGUCCAGAAAAACCAAAGGAAAGUUCUUCUGAUCAAUAUAUUAAGGACAUUAUUUCUGCCGUUCCCAAAAAAGAUAAGGAAAAGGUAUCAAGGACUGCAAGACAAUUCCUUCCACUAGAAGAGCUGACAGACCCCAAGGGAAGUUUGGACGAGUCAAAUGACUUAGAAGUGGUGUACUCGAGAAUAUCGUUGCCUGACCCGAGGAGGGGCUCACGAGGGGAUGCCUUGCCAAGUUACUACCAACAGACUCCUUUGGGUCAAGUUGUGGUGGACAAAUCUAAAGAUAUGCCUCUCUUGGGCCUGCAAUACGUUUUGGAAGUGAGAAAGGCUGUGGAUACAACUUUGGACAAGUGUUUCUUCAUCUGUGCACUAUGUAGCAAGAAGAUGUCUUCUGAAACCCUCGUGGCCCAUAUAAACAGUGUCCCACACAAGCUUAAGUUUUCUGAAUCUCACUGUAAGGAUGUGUAUGACAUCUUUGGGAAGGUACAGUUGAAGGAAUGGACAGCAGCCUUGGUGAAAGAAUUUUCAUUGGCACUGAAAAAGGUGGAGGAGAAACAUGGACGUAAAAAAAUGGCCGUCACCACUGAGAGAGAGAUGUCUUCAGUUCUCAUGGCGCUGAAGAAGAAAAUAGUUGAAGUAGCAGCUUCAAGCCAAGCUAACCAGGAAAAGCCUGUCGAGACGGUGGAGGAAGAACCCAAGACUCAGAGUCUGCCUUCAGCGCCCCAGGAAAUUCCCCUUCCCCCAUCAGGAACAGCUGUAAAUUUGUCUACCAUUCCUGUCCCAACAAAACAAGAUCAGAACAAAAGUAGUAGUGGCAGCAGUGCGGGAGCAAAGGGAAUUGGACCCAAGAAGAUUGAGAUAAACCUGUCUAAAGUAAAGCUUGCAAGUACAACAGGGAGUGCCACCAAGAAGAAUGAGUCAGAUGCCUCAAAAGCAGAUAAACCAGAUAAACCAGAAAAUCAGGGAGAGGAAGAAGAGGAUGUCAUUGUCUUGGCAGAUGAAGCAUCAAAUGAGGGCAAGCCAGAUAAUGAUAUAUCUAAUGGAAGAAAAUUUGCCAAGCGCCACUACAACCCAGGCCUGAAUAUCCGCAGCCGAAGUCCACCAAGACCUGUCUCACCCAAGCGGAAGAGGUCGCGUUCACCGGUCCAAAGGAGAGUUCAGGGGGGAAGAUACUCUCCGAGAAGAUCGGGUAGUCCCAAGUACAGAUUUUCUCCGGGGCUCAGAAAUUCUCCAAGGAUUUCUCCAAGGCGGUCACCGAGGCGAACCCCAAGACGAUCCCCAAGGAGGUCCCGGACUCGAUCGCGUAGUCCAAGCUUCAGGCACAGAUCAGGAUCUCAAGACAGAAGCAGAAGAAUCCGUGAGGAUAAUCGUAGAGCUCGAUCUUGGUCUUCAAAUUCUUCUUCCAGUGGUAGUUCUAGAUCCCGCUCAAGAGGGCUUAACAGUCGUCGCAGGGUAGACAGUCGCCCAGAUUCACGCCAUUGGCACCAUGGGCACAAAAGAUCAAGGUCUCAAGAAAGAAGCAGAAGAAGUCGCGAGAAUAAUGGCAGAGCUCGUUCGUGGUCUUCAAAUUCUUCGUCAAGUGGUAGUUCUAGAUCUCGCUCAAGAGGGCUCAACAGUCGUCAUAGGCUUGACAGUCGCUCAGAUUCACGCCACUGGCACCAUGAGCACAAAAGCAAAGACAGACGAUCGCCAUCUGCAAGACCAAGGAACAUGUCAGAUGAGCGAAGCUCCCAAAAGCGAAAACUAGCAGAUUUCAGAGAAGCUGAAGCAAAAUUGAUUGCUAUGCAUAAGGAAUAUCAGAGAAUAUACGACCUACGGCCUGAGACACAUCCAUACUACAAUCGUGAAUGGCAAAGGUUUUGGGACAAGAGGUCUUUGGAAUUACGGGCCUCGGGUGUAGAUCCAAAAACUUAUAACUUCAAGGAAGAAUGGGUGGGCUUUUGGUUGAAAAGGAUGAAGGAGUUGGAUACGGUAAACUUCAAAACAAACAGAGAAGCUCUUCUGUGGAAGUUUAAGAUCAAAGACCCUGGUCCAAUCGAGGCAGGCAUCACUGAAGGGUGGGAAGUGUCAAAGGCUCCUGUUGAGAGAUCUAUGGAGAGGUCUCCCAGUCCGUGGGAGGAUGAGAGACUUGUUAAAAAUCCCUCUCCUACUCCUCAGGGUAGUAACCCCAGCAACCCCAACCCCAACCCCGAGCCAGCCUUCCUAGUGGACAAUCAAGAGAAAGCACCUACUGGGGAAAAGAAAUUCGAGGAGGAGUUUUCAGUUAUUGGAACACUAAGGAUGUUAAAUGAAUUGGAAGAGCAGCUUGGAUCUUUCGGUCCUGCCAUUGCAACACUUUUAGAAAAGGCCAUAGACUCGAGCCAACAAGGCGGUAAUCCCAUAGAACUCUUCAAAGAUCCAGACAACUUUGUGUUGGUGCGCUAUGCCAGAGAGAAGUUAGUUUCACAAAUUUCGGCAGGCAUUCUGAGUACGACAGCAUAUAUGCGCUCGUUGGUAGCCGUGGAGAGAGCUAUGUGGCUUCAGUCACAAGCUGAGAAAUUGAAUGAGCAAGAAAAUUAUCUGGGUUUGGAUAUCCCUACCAUUGCAAGAGCAACACAGGGGAUGGAUAAAGUACAAAUUGCACAGUAUAUUGCACAGUAUCUCUUACAAGUUGGUAAGUCUGAUGCAACAGAAGAAGAAUUACAAAAUAUUUUGAUAGCAGUGUCAACCAACCAUGCUAAACUCUUGAGUGACCAGAACCAAAUUAUAGGAAAUCAAAUUAAUUCUGUCAAAUCUCCAGUAGAAAUGCAGAGACCUCUGUCAGCAAAUGAAGGCAGUUCCAGUCAUUCAACACCUCGACCACCAGCACUCUUUCCUUCAGGUGUGUCACAGCCAGAAAGACAAGAGCCUUCUAACAAUUCUAACAAGAAGAAUGAAGAAAAUGGAGGUUUGGCAAUCCUGCAGUCCGCUUAUGAGGAUGAAGAUAAACCUAAAGACAUGGACAAGCUAUCUCUUGAAGACUUGCAGGCCCUUCUGGCAAAUUUCCGCUCUCUUAGUGGAGAUGAACAACAGGCCCUCACGUCUUACCUCAAGAAGUUGGAAGCCACAGAUAGUAAAAAGGUGACAAUGCUGCGAGAGAAGAUGCAGAAAAGUAAUAAAAAUGCUGUUAAGUCUAUAUCAAAAGUGGUAACCAAAGCCCGUGAUGGACCAGAAAGAGCUCCUUCUCAAAAUAGUGUAGAUAAACCUGCAGACAUUCCAAACAAGACUCCACCCGUCCAGCAUACCCAGUCCCUUCUUCCAGGUCAGUCCAUUAAUCAAAUUCAAACCUUCAGUAAUGAUCAGUCCUCAUCUGCAACUCUAGGACAGCUUACAAACAAUACCACAAUGAACUGUGAAAAUCCUAGUGAAACAUCCGAGACACGGGCAGCCAGCCUAGGGGAUGGUCAUCCUACAAUGUGUUCCAUUAACAACAAAGGAAACAAUCCAAGAGGACCGGACGUUAGACCACAUUAUGAGGAAGACAGGUUUAAGGCCUACCCUGGCCCACAAGAUCCACACACAGGAGAUUUUGAUCAACGCGGUUUUUCCCAACAGCAGAGACCGCCAGAACCCUACCAGCGAGACUACGGGAACCGUCUGCAUGAAGGUACAUGGUGGAACCAUGGCCCACAGAAUUUUAAUAAUCCUCAGGGUGCCCAGAAUUACGAUAGCCCAAGCAACCCGCAGCUUUACAGGAGUCCUAGUAAUCCAGAACCCUACAGAAGUCCUGCCGGUCCACAUAACUUCUCUGGGCCAAGGAGUAACCAAGGAGGUCCAUAUAGAGACCAGAAUAAUUUCCAGCAAGGGAACAUGUACAGAGGGGGCCCUCGGCAACCGCAAUUCCAAGAUCGAUGGUAGUAGUAUUUACACAGUGAACUCCAGUUUUUAAAAUUAUAUUUUGUUAUUUUUAUUUUUUUAUUUGUCAGUUUAGUGGCAGACUGUCACAGGAAUGAGUUCGAAGCGAUGGUUGUAAAAAAAAACUACUGUUACUUUAAUGAGUAUGUGAUUCUCAGGUGAAAUACGUGUUAGAUGUUUUGUUUAUUUUUAUAAUGAAUUCCCCAGGCUUCAGUCUCAGUUGUAACUUGUUCCGGGCAUUGUAGAAUAGUGCUUGAUAUUCAUUUUAUUAAAGUCAUUGAUAUGGCAUGUUUCCCUCAUGAGUAAGAUGUAUAUAUUUUUUUCAUCGGGGAGGGGGGGACAAGAUACGAAUUGAUAUAUUGUUUAUUUCUGGUUUUGAAUACAAACAGUAUAUAAAUAUAUAUAAAAAAUGUACGUUAUGUACCAUCCAUUUGUCAAUAAAAUGUAUGAUAAUGA